Phalaenopsis equestris is the source of this 2139-nucleotide messenger RNA. RefSeq names its product DEAD-box ATP-dependent RNA helicase 39. Gene Ontology annotation, molecular function: ATP binding; RNA helicase activity; nucleic acid binding. NCBI's taxonomy places the organism in Eukaryota, Viridiplantae, Streptophyta, Magnoliopsida, Asparagales, Orchidaceae. The record is from RefSeq and is a predicted model, not a curated record.
UCAUCUUCCUCGUCAUCUCUAUUUUCUCUUUCGCGAUCAACUCUCCGCCGUCCCGCACCACAUCCUAGGGUUUUCCUAUGUUUUAACAGAACCCUAUGUAUUUCCACUUCAGCUAUCGCUCCGGUAACAGAAGAAACCGUCCACAGUCUCCGCCACUCGCUGCUUCUCGAGCGCCUUCGUAUCCGACACCUCAAGGAAAGUUCGAAAAGUAGUUUGCCCAUUCAGGCGAAACAGGUGGUUGCUUCUGUUACGCCUGUGAAUAAGGAGACGAAGAAUAAGAAGGAGAAGGGAAGCGUUAUGGCUUUGAGUUUUGAGGAGCUUGGUUUGAAGGAAGAGCUGUUAGGCGCUAUUAGGGAGAUUGGCAUUUCUUUGCCAACCGAGAUACAAGCUAUUGGAGUGCCGGCUGUGCUCCAGGGGAAGAAUGUGGUUUUGGGAUCACAUACCGGGUCGGGGAAGACGCUGGCUUAUAUGCUGCCUUUGGUUCAGCUGUUAAGACAAGAUGAACAUUUGUAUGGUAUGCUAAUGAAACCGAGGCGUCCUAGAGCUGUUGUACUCUGUCCGACAAGGGAGUUAACUGAACAGGUUUUUCGUGUUGCAAAGUCUAUAAGUCAUCAUGCAAGGUUCAGGUCAACCAUUAUAAGUGGAGGUGGACAUUUCAAGCCUCAGGAAGAUUCAUUAAACGUACCAGUUGACAUGGUUGUUGGGACACCUGGAAGGGUCCUUCAACAUAUUGAGGAUGGUAACAUAGUUUUUGGAGACAUUAAGUACUUAGUUUUAGAUGAAGCAGAUACUAUGUUUGAUAAAGGCUUUGGUCCUGACAUUCGGAAGUUCCUUGGUCCACUAAAAAAACGUGCUGGGAAACCUGGUGAUCAAGGAUUUCAAACUGUAUUGGUCACUGCAACAAUGACAAAGGCAGUGCAAAAAUUGAUUGAUGAAGAAUUUCAAGGAAUACUCCAUUUACGAACAUCCACCUUGCACAAGAAGGUUGCGUCCGCUCGACAUGACUUCAUCAAAAUUUCUGGUGCUGAGAACAAGUUGGAGUCUCUUCUACAGGUUCUUAAACCGAGUUUGGCUAGGGGAAACCGGGUGAUGGUAUUCUGCAAUACACUAAAUUCAAGCCGUGCUGUGGAUCAUUUCCUGACUGAAAAUCAGAUAUAUACAGUAAAUUACCAUGGAGAAGUACCUGCAGAGGAAAGGACAGAAAACCUGAGGAAGUUCAAGAGCGAUGUAGGUGACUGCCCUACCUUGGUGUGCACUGACUUGGCGGCCAGAGGAUUGGAUUUAGCUGUCGACCAUGUUAUUAUGUUUGAUUUCCCAAAGAAUUCUAUUGAUUACCUUCAUCGAACUGGGAGGACUGCUCGUAUGGGUGCCAAAGGUAAAGUUACAAGCCUAGUUGCAAAGAAGGAUCUGCUUCUAGCCGAUUGCAUUGAGGAAGCGAUGAGGAAAAACGAGAGUCUUGAAUCCCUCAACAUAGGCAGUGUCAGGAGAGAUGCUGCCAAGUUGAAGCCGGUUGAUCCGAGGGUGAGAAAUGCCAAAAAAACUGAGACAAGUAAAAGGAGUAGUCCAAAAGCUCUUAUAGUUGGGAGAAAAGCAGUUCCCACGGUGCCCCAGAAAUGGGCAGCAAGCAAAUCUGGUGGCAAAACAGCACCCAUUAAGGUUAAAAGAUCCGCAUCACCAUCAACUCCAGAUCGAAAGCCUGCAUCCAUUAAGGAUAAAAGGACUUCUGCACCAUCAAAACAAGCAAGUUCAUCAAAAGUUUCCAAGGUUUCCGCGAAUAAUAAAAUUGGUGCUGCGAGAUCAGGUGGCUCAAAACUUAGCAUUGUUGGGCUCAGAGGUAAGAGUUCCAUUGAGAAAAAGAAAUUAUUUACAUCGAGUUGAUACUGAAAAUUUUGGAGAUCUAUUAGCCUUCUACAGAAAUGUAUGAAAUAUGAGCGCUGUAUUUCAUAGUUUUGUAGGAAUGCUAUAUAGAUGAUCAAGCCACAUUAUUUUGUUGGACAAGCUUACGCCGGGAGCUUUUCUACAUUUCACGUGCAAGAAAAAAAUUAUUGGCAAAUUUGUUUCAAGUAGACAUCUUUGAUGGAAUGUAGUGCGAAAGGGUCGGGAAUUUUGCAACAGCUGGUAAUCUUUUCAUCUAAAUCA